AUGCUCGACACGCGACGCACGCAGGUGGAGCCCGUGAAGCGCCAAGUGGCGACGUUCGCCUCGUCGCACGUCACAGAGCCCCUCACUGGCAAAGAGCCCGAGACGGCCCCGAGGCGACUCACGUACGGCAGUACGGCGCCUCGGGAUGGGCGACACACAGACAGUCACAAAGUGGCGGCGACGACGGCGCUGCUCAGUGAUCAGAUUUUGGUGUCGGCGGCUGCGAACCUCAGCACUGCUUACAAUUUGGCAGUGAUCAACUACGCGCUCAUGAUGUUGCAGCGGUCGUACCCGGACGCGAGUCUCGAGUUGCGGUCGACCGUUGACGCCUGUUCGUUGGUAGGAGCGAUUGUGGGGCAGCUCACGUUUGGCUACGUGGGCGCAGUCAUGGGACGCCGUAAAGGCAUGCUGUUCACGCUGUUGCUGUCGGUUCUGGGAGCUGCAGCAAGCGCGAUUCUGCCGUGGGGCACCGAUUCAGUCUACCAGACCCUUGCGGCAUGUCGCUUCGUCCUCGGCGUGGGCGUGGGAGGAGUGUAUCCGUUAUCAGCGGCUUCGGCGGUGGAGUCUACGAAUGACGAAGACGAGCUCAGGAAGAGCAGGGUCGUGGCUGCGGUCUUUAGUUUUCAGGGCAUCGGGCAGCUACUUGCACCGCUAAUGGCCUAUAUCGUGCUGGCCAUGAACGCCCAGCGAGCAAUUGGAUGGCGACUCUUGCUGCUCGUCGGUGCGUUUCCUGGAUUGUUUGUGCUGCGACGAGCGUAUCAAGUGGAAGAAUGUCGACCGUCUUCGUCACCGACCGCGCCAGUAGGAGCAACGAGGAGAGCGGACAGCGACGUCGUGAUCCGUCGACCCAAGUUGUGGGACAAGGUGAAAGCGAGCCCCUCGCUCCAGCGCAAGCUCUUUGGCGCUUGUGCAAGCUGGUUCCUCUUUGACGUCACUUUCUACGGGAACGUCAUUUUCACGCCCAUCAUUUUGCAGGACACGUAUGGCUUGGACAAACAUCAGUUUGCCGAUGUUGCGCUUUGCUCGUUGGUAGUAGCAGCGAUCGCGUUUCCGGGCAAUCUACUGGCAGUCCUCGUAGUCGGCAGACUGAGCUUCCGGACGAUUCAGAUCAUGGGCUUUGUUGCUAUGGGCGUGCUGUUCCUGGUCCUCGGGUUCUUCUACGCGCAGCUGCUGUACUACAGGGGCCUCCUGCUCGGACUGUACGCGCUCACGUUUUUCUUCUCGAACUUUGGACCGAAUGUCGGCACGUUUUGUCUCCCGGCUGAGCUCUUUGCGAAAGACGUGCGUGUGGAGCUCAAUGGCGUUGCUGCAGCCACUGGAAAGCUCGGCGCGGCCGUCGGUGCAGCCUCGUUUGGCCUCAUUGAGGCGCACUUUGGCGUGUCUCGUCUCUUGGUGCUCAGCGCGAUGGUCUCUUUGCUUGGCGCCUUUGUCACGUACAAGUUUCUGCCCACAAAGCGUUACACGUCGUUCAGCGGGACGUGA
Messenger RNA from Hyaloperonospora brassicae, 1482 nucleotides. NCBI's taxonomy places the organism in Eukaryota, Oomycota, Peronosporomycetes, Peronosporales, Peronosporaceae. The record is from the annotation of a GenBank genome assembly.